UCGAUAAAUCCUAGCCAGAUCGUAAUCGCAAGGCUUUUUAUGUGAAAUCAUGUGGUCCGUGCUUCUGACGAAUGAGUUCGACAGGGCAUCAGUUGAAUUAUGCGUUGACUAAAUCAAUGCAUGAAAUGUAUCAAAUAGUAAUGUUGCUGCAUAUCGUUAGAAAUACGCAGUUAUUCAAGCUGAGGGUGUAUGAAUUAAAGUCUACAUCGAAACGACAAAGGUGUGAGGAAAAUACUCUGGAAAAUGGGGAUCGGAGACUGUGAAAAUGGCAAUUCUCUUGAUUCUGAUAGAUUGAUGAUUGAGACAAGGCUGGAGAAAGGAGAACUGGCUGUUAAGAUUCAAGAUGAACGACAGAAGCAACUUCUGUACCGAGCCUCCGACCAUCCCCCCAUAUACCUGACAAUCUUCUGUGGUUUCCAGCACACUCUGAUUUCCCUGUCCGGAGUUAUGGCGGUUUCCCUGCUGGUCGCGGAUGUGACAUGCGCAGCUCCAUACGAAGACAUUAAAACGACACUACUGAGUUCUACUCUGUUGAUGUCAGGGAUUUGUACAAUUCUCAUGAGUCUCAUUGGUUCAAGACUCCCUCUCUUUCAAGGAGCAGCUGGCGAUUUUCUGAUUCCUCUAUUAGCUAUGCAGGUCCUGGAUAAGACGAGGUGUGAUUUACCAACUAAUUUCAGUUCAGACACCAAUUCCUCUACAACAAACACGUCCAGCAUGCCAAUGUUAGACAGAAGAGAUUUCGUCUUGAACAAUAUUCGUGAAUUACAAGGAAGUCUGAUCGCAGCUGGAACAUUUCAAUUUUUACUUGGUGCGACGGGUUUCGUGAGCCUCCUUCUGAAAUUCAUCGGACCAAUUACCAUUGUCCCCACUCUCUUUCUGAGCUGUGUCUUCAUCGUCAGAGCAUGCGUCAAAUUUGCUUCCGUUCAUUGGGGCAUAUCAAUGUUGGUGACUGCCGUGUCGUUGAUACUGUCCCUGUAUUUAAGCCACCGAAACACUCCAAUCCCGAUGUGGACUAGGAAGAAAGGAUUUCACAUUAUAUGGUUUCCACUACAUCAAGUUUAUUCGAUCCUGAUAGGAAUUUUGAUUGGCUGGGCUGUGUGUGGCAUCAUGACAGUGACCGGAGCUUUCAGCCCAGACGACAAGCUAGCUAGAACGGACACGGGUUUGAGUGUCAUCAGACAGGCACAAUGGUUCCGCAUACCUUAUCCAGGUCAGUUUGGUUCCAUUUCAUUCAGCACGAGCGUUUUUGCGGGAUUCCUAAUAGGCACUGUUACUUCAGUUAUUGAUUCAAUUGGUGACUACUACGCAUGCGCUAAAAUGGUUAACGUUCCUCCCCCACCUGUACAUAGUGUUAACCGCGGAAUCGCCAUAGAGGGGUUUUGUAGCCUAAUAGCGGGGUUCAUGGGAUGUGGGCACGCCACCACGACUUACGGAGGAAAUAUUGGUGCAAUCGGUGUUACUAAGGUUGGUAGCCGGGAUGUAUUCAUUACUGUGGGUGUAAUUUACUUUGUGUUCGGGAUCAUUGGAAAAGUGUCGGCGGUUUUUCUGACAAUCCCUUACCCCGUCCUUGGCGGGGCCCUCAUUGUGAUGUUUGGCAUGUUUAACGGUGUCGUCCUGUCAAAUCUACAAUUUGUCUCCCUUAAUUCGUCAAGAAACCUCGCCAUUAUGGGAACGGCCAUUUUGUUUGGUCUCAUGAUUCCACACUAUUUGGAGACUCAUACCGAUGCGAUUCAAACAGGAUCGACAACCAGUGAUGGCGUGAUUAAAAUGUUGCUGGUCAAUCCCAACUUAUGCGGGGGUGUUGUGGCCUGUUUCCUAGACAACACAGUUAGAGGUACUUUGAAAGAAAGGGGAAUAGAAGCAUGGCAUAAUAUGAUUGACGAGAAAGCAGACGACGGAGAAAAAUACGAUGAUGACAUCACAAUUUAUGACAUUCCCCUCCCAAAAGUAUUGAGAGAAUCCAAAUUGUUUAGGCGUCUGCCUUUCAUCCCCUCUAAGUAAAAUGAAUCUUACAUCAUAUGAGUGGAUUGUUGUCGAGUUUGCAUUUUACAUGUAUGGAGACAUUUGCCAAUAUUCGUGAGAUUAAUAAUGAUACAGAGAUUUUGAAUGUUUGAAAUUCUGUGUUGAUGUCUGUUUUAAAUGAAAAUAAGUAUGAUGACUUAACGCGAUUGAUUGAAACAUUUUGAAAUUUGUACAUAUAACGCCAAACCACAGGAUGAUGUUUUUAAAAUGUUUUCAUCAAAAUAUAGUAUCAUAUAUGGUUUUAAAAAUAAACUGUAGAGAUUACUA
Messenger RNA from Ostrea edulis (European flat oyster), 2289 nucleotides. Its product is annotated as solute carrier family 23 member 2-like. Gene Ontology annotation, cellular component: membrane. Lineage: Eukaryota; Metazoa; Mollusca; Bivalvia; Ostreida; Ostreidae. The transcript is spliced from 11 exons. Gene Ontology annotation, molecular function: transmembrane transporter activity. Bases 244 to 2001 code for a protein of 585 amino acids. The record is from RefSeq and is a predicted model, not a curated record. Gene Ontology annotation, biological process: transmembrane transport.